This is a messenger RNA of Dryobates pubescens (Downy woodpecker), 3197 nucleotides long. RefSeq names its product zinc finger and BTB domain containing 24 (gene ZBTB24). Gene Ontology annotation, molecular function: RNA polymerase II cis-regulatory region sequence-specific DNA binding; protein binding; DNA-binding transcription factor activity. Gene Ontology annotation, biological process: regulation of transcription by RNA polymerase II. The transcript has 6 exons. The record is from RefSeq and is a predicted model, not a curated record. The coding region runs from base 23 to 2203 and encodes 726 amino acids. NCBI's taxonomy places the organism in Eukaryota, Metazoa, Chordata, Aves, Piciformes, Picidae.
UCCUUUCCUCUCCACGACCAAAAUGGCAGAAACACCUCCUGAUGCUUCUGAGAAACUGGUUGUGAUCCACUCCAAAGCUCACAAAGACACCAUUCUAGCUAAUUUUGAAGAGCAAAGGAAGAAGGAUUUCCUGUGUGACAUUACUCUAAUAGUGGAGAACGUGCAGUUCAGAGCCCACAAAGCUUUGCUUGCUGCCAGCAGCGAGUACUUCUCCAUGAUGUUCCUAGAUGAUGGUGAAAUAGGGCAGUCGAUUUACAUGCUGGAGGGGAUGGUUGCAGACACCUUUGGGGCACUGCUGGAGUUUAUCUACACUGGUUGCCUCUGUGCCAGUGAAAAAAGCACAGAUCAAAUCCUGGCCACUGCACAGCUGCUGAAGGUGACUGACCUGGUGUGGGCCUGCACUGACUAUCAGGCUGGCCGCAGCCCGAGUACCGCGGUACCGGCUCCGGCCGCGACCGCCAGCGACAAGAAACACGAGGAGCUGCCAAAGAGAAAACGAGGGCGACCCAGGAAGAUCAGGAGCGUCCAAGAAGAAAAAUCAGCAGCAAAUUCUGCUGAGGAUGUGCAGCUGAGAGAGAACAACUCUGUGCAAAACAAGCAGAACUUCAUGAGAAAAGAUGCGGCAGCGGAAGAAACGGCUGGCAGCGAGCAGGCCCCGGCGAGGAAAGACACAGAAGAAGAUGAGCCUGCUGGUGGCUCAGAAGCUGCUGUCGAGCUGUCAGCUGAGAAAGAUGAGAAUUAUGAUCCCAAGUCUGAGGGAAUACAGAGCACUCAGAGCCGGUACAGCAAACGCAGAAUAAGGAGAUCAAUCAAGCUGAAAGAUUACAAACUUCUGGGUGAGGAGGAGGAGAAAGGGCUGGCGAAGAGAAGCGAGGGGAAAAGAAAACGUGCAGGGGCUGAAGCUCGCUGUAAAGACUGUGGCAAGGUGUUUAAAUAUAAUCACUUCUUGGCUAUUCACCAGAGGAGUCACACAGGGGAGCGUCCUUUUAAGUGCAGUGAGUGUGGCAAAGGCUUUUCCCAGAAACAUUCCCUUCAGGUGCACGAGCGGAUGCACACCGGCGAGCGGCCCUACACCUGCACCGUCUGCAGCAAGGCUCUGACAACCAAGCACUCCCUCCUGGAGCACAUGAGCCUACACACAGGGCAGAAGGCUUUUACCUGUGAUCAGUGUGGGAAAUACUUCAGCCAAAAGAGACAGCUCAAGAGCCACUAUCGAGUGCACACAGGCCGCUCGCUGCCGGAGUGCAACCAGUGUCGGCGCAGGUUCAUGGACGCAGCUCAGCUAAAGAAACACCUGAGGACACACACAGGUGAGAAGCCCUUCACUUGUGAAAUUUGUGGCAAAUCCUUUACAGCCAAAAGCUCUCUUCAGACUCACAUCAGAAUUCACAGAGGAGAGAAGCCUUAUUCCUGUGGUACCUGUGGGAAGUCCUUCUCUGAUUCCAGUGCCAAGAGGAGACACUGCAUCCUACACACGGGCAAAAAGCCUUUCUCCUGCCCCGAGUGCAGCCUGCAGUUCGCUCGCCUGGACAACCUGAAGUCCCAUCUGAAAAUCCACAGCAAGGAGAAGCAGUUCCAGGAAGCCAGCAGCGCCCCAGGCACCAACGCAGACUCGGAGGUGAGGAACAUCCUGCAGCUGCAGCAGUACCAGCUGGCCACCUCCGGAGGGCAGGAAAUCCAGCUGCUGGUUACAGAUGCGGUGCACAACAUCAACUUCGUGCCCGGUCACAACCAAGGCAUCAGCAUUGUUACUGCGGAGGGCGCCCCAGGCGUGAGCAGCCAGCAGGCCGCAAACCUGGCCCUGCUCGCCCAGCCGCCGCCGCAGCUGCAGAACCUGCUGCUGUCGGCUCAGCAGGAGCAGGCAGGGCAGAUCCAAAGCAUCAAUAUGAUGCCCAACCAAAUAGAGAGCGCCCAGCCUGAAGAGAUGCAUGUCAUCACUCUUUCCAAGGAAGCACUGGAACACCUCCACACUCACCAGGGACAAGGCGGAGAAAUCCACUUAGCAGAAUCUUCGCAUCCGGCUCCGCACGUGCAGCUGACUCGGGAGUCGAGUCAACAGUCUCACUCUGGCCAAGACACACUCCCUUCCCAGCAAGCCAGUGAAGAACAGAAUCCAAGUGUGCAUGUGUCUGAGUCCCACCAGCAGCCUCUGUCAGUAAAUGAGUCAUCUCAUGAGCAUCCUGCUCAGGGACAGGCUUUCUGAAGUGUGUAUUUGUCACCUGGGAGCUGGGCCAGCACACGUUUCUCACCCUUUCUUUUCUGCAGCAGAGUCUGUCUGGAGAUGCAUUUUGGGCUGAUUUUGAUGUGUGAAUUUCAGUUUCCUAACCUUAUUUAUUUUAGACUUUUUUAGUUUUCCAGAUGACUCUUUCUCUACCCACUUGGUAGAGGUCUCUCUGGACCACUUGGUCCAUACCUCACGAGUGAUUCACCUUGGGGUUUGUGCCUCAUACACAUCCAUACCUACUGAGAAGAUACUUGUCCCUGUAUCUCUAUUUCUGAGUGACUCUCCAGAGAAGUGUACCUUGCUGGUGGGAGAAGUGUUUGAGGUGUCUGCUGAUCCCAAAGUACAACUUCUGUGAGGCUGCAUUACCUGAACUGCUGCCAAGCUUGAGACAAGCCAGUACUUCUUGCAAAGCUAUCAUGUGUCUGAUGUUCAGCGAGCUUGCUCUCUCUGCAGAGUGCCAUUUGCUAUGUGAUCAGCCCCUCAAGUGCAGUUGGGUUUGUUGAUCACCAAACUGGUUUGGUUUGGGUUGAAAUUGUUGCAGCUGCUCUCUGGCCCUGAUCAUCCUUUCUGUUUCCUGCCUGCUGUGUGAGUUUUGCUCCUCAGAAAUGCUUAAGCCACUGCACUCCAAUAAUGGCAGUGAGGUGUGGUGGUUACACUGGACAUCUGAAAAGCCUAAAUUCUUCUCUGUUAGCUCUGCUGCUCACUCUCUGUGUGACCAUGGGUAGGGUAGUUGACCUCUGUGCCUUAUUUUGUCAUCUGGUAAUGUGGGAUAGUUCUCACAUGCUCUGCCAAGCACUUUGAAGAGCUCUUGAUUCUGGGCCCCUCAAUUUAAGAAGGACAUUGAGACUCUUGAACGUGUCCAGAGAAGGGCAAUGAGGCUGUGGAGAGGUCUGGAGCACAGCCCUGUGAGGAGAGGCUGAGGGAGCUGGGGUUGCUUAGCCUGGAGAAGAGGAGGCUCAGGGGAGACCUUAUU